ACGCAGCACCAUGCCCAAGGAAGCGGUGGUGACUUUGCGCUACGGGCCCUACAGCGCAGUGGGGCUGUCGGUGGAGCACCGCACCUACCGCCUGGAGGGUCUGCAAGCUGUGUUGAUAGAAGAUGGACAUCAAGUCAUCCUGGAGCAGAUAGAAGACUGGAAUCUGGUAGAGCUUGUGGUAAAUGAAGAAAUAGUCUUCCAGUGUGACAUCGAAGACCUGGAGUUUGAAAGCGGCCAUAAUUCAUCUGCCUCCUAUUAGGUUCCACCUCUCAGAGAUCGCAUCCUUACAUCGGAGACCAAACUUCCAGUCCACAAACCUUACAGGAAAAAAUCUACUCCAAACCAUAGGAAAAGUACUUUCAAAUAAACAUUUAAAAUAAA
Psammomys obesus (fat sand rat) is the source of this 381-nucleotide messenger RNA. RefSeq names its product chromosome unknown C10orf53 homolog (gene CUNH10orf53). NCBI's taxonomy places the organism in Eukaryota, Metazoa, Chordata, Mammalia, Rodentia, Muridae. The coding region runs from base 11 to 259 and encodes 82 amino acids. The record is from RefSeq and is a predicted model, not a curated record. The transcript is spliced from 3 exons.